GAGUAACUCCCCCUGCGCCGGGUGUUGUGUGGGGCGCAACCACUUCGAAAACUCCGGGCCUGGAGAACUCCUCUGCUGCUCUUUAGCACAUCCCCCCCCCCCGCCAUUGUCACAACACAACGUUCACCUACCUCCGAUCACCACACUCGCCGCGAGUCCCGCCGUCUUUCCCGUCGACGCACCUCCACCCCGCCAGAUCUCGCCACUUCCCUCGCCGACAUGGGUGCUGCUCACAAGAUCGCUGCUCACGGCGCGGCUGUCGCCAAGAAGGGCGGCCCGAGCGUUAUCUUCGAAAUAGCCGCCGGCCUUAGCCUCGGCGUCGCAGGCGGGGCGAUGUGGAAGAUGUAUCACCUCAACUUGAAGCGCAAGACGGAGGAGCUGUACAGCUCGCUGGAAAAGGGUGAACUCACCGUCAGCGGCAGCCAGUAACGAGACCAGCCAGUAACGAAUCAGGAGGCCCUCAUGGAACUGGUAGAAGACAUCCCUACCGUACAUUUGAUCUGUGGCUAUGAGACCUAAGAACCAGCAGCAUUCGUCUCCCGUUAGAAGCAUUCGCUCCACAGAGUCCCCUUUGGUACUGUAGCGCCCUGCUGCGCCGUGGCCCGUGGUCUGUGCUGUGCGCAUCUCCUGUGCUGUACUGAUAUGAUACUCGGUCACGCCCUGUCCUUUGGCUGGCAGCAUUUCUUUCCAUGGGUAGUGGACCGUGUUGUGGUGCAGCUUUGUUAAGAUUCCGCCAAUAUGAUUUUAUGAAGACCACAGGAUGGGUGCUUUGGUUUGGUUUGGAGGCCCACCAGCAAACCACUACAGAAAGCCAUUGAUAGUGUUAGGGAAUUAAGAAGCUGCAAUGCAUAAAAGCACCGUAAGAAA
Molecule: messenger RNA, 867 nt
Organism: Closterium sp. NIES-67
Lineage: Eukaryota; Viridiplantae; Streptophyta; Zygnematophyceae; Desmidiales; Closteriaceae
Source: the annotation of a GenBank genome assembly